This is a messenger RNA of Vitis riparia (riverbank grape), 742 nucleotides long. RefSeq lists its product as uncharacterized. The transcript has 3 exons. Lineage: Eukaryota; Viridiplantae; Streptophyta; Magnoliopsida; Vitales; Vitaceae. The record is from RefSeq and is a predicted model, not a curated record. The coding region runs from base 180 to 599 and encodes 139 amino acids.
AGAAGAAGCUAUCAUCACCAGAUUCACCACACAGAAAAGGGUGGUAAAAUAUAUACAUGAAACGAUUCAGCUCCAUCGUCUCAGGUUUUUCUGGAAGAGUUUUUGGAGGUUCUUAUAGCCACAAAGAAAUUACAAAGACAUUUGGGGUGCUUCCUAUCUUAGUCAAGUUUUGAUUCAUCAUGGAGUACAACUCGGGUGAAAUUUUGCAUGAUAAGAAUGAAAACAACAUGAGGAAUGAAGUUGCUGAAUCUGAUUAUACCAAGAUGAAUGUGCAAGGGGAGCAGAAUCCAGGUUCUUCAGAGAAUGUUUUGCAAGUUAAAAUAGUUGAUUCUAAAAGUGGAGAAAAUAUUGUGCAAGGUGGAGCUAAUGAAGAUAUGGAUACUUCUGGGGAAGUAAACAUGGAGGCCUCCAUAACACCUGAUGAUGUUAUAAGGGCUGGAGGAUUUGGGGCUAGAGAUGACAUUAGCAGCUUUCUUCCUGUUGCAAGUGACUCAACUGACUUUGAAGCUUCUCUCCGUGAUGCCCGAGACUAUGAAGAACCACAGGGUGAUAUAUACAGACCAGGUCUUGGCUGGACAGAGACUACAAAGUCAGGAUGAUUUCUGUUGUUACCAUAUAUUGAGUUGUUUGGAAUUAACUCCGUUGGUAUACCUGCUUUUAAAACUUUGAGGUAUGUUAAUAAUAUGUCAACAUAUGGUUUGGGCUUAUUUUAUCCAGUAGUACCAUCUUUCUGUUAUGAUUA